GGUCUUGUGUUUGUGUAAAAAUGGAGAACAAGACAGAUAAUGGAAACGAGGAUGGUCCAAAAAUACAUAGCCAAGUUGAGAAGAUAAAGAAAGAGUUUGAGAAGAUAAGGCAACCAUCUCUGCAACAACCGGAGAUGAGGAGGGUUCUUAGCGAGAUCAAGAGGCGUCAACGUUCACGUUCUCCUCUUGGUUUAGGGGAGAGAUCUAUUUCCGUUGGGAAUUGAUCCAUGUUUGACUUUGUAAUCAAGAGAGAUAGAUUAUAAAAAAAGAAGUAGAGGUCAUGUUUUUACUAAUAGUUACCAGGUUUUGUUGUAUAUAUUUUGCUAUGUAAAUACUCUUUGGUUUGAAUAGUAAAAAGCUUUUUCACUU
Arabidopsis arenosa is the source of this 369-nucleotide messenger RNA. The record is from the annotation of a GenBank genome assembly. Lineage: Eukaryota; Viridiplantae; Streptophyta; Magnoliopsida; Brassicales; Brassicaceae.